AUGCCUUUUUCCAAACUCCUCUUCAUUUUCCUCCUACUUUUGUUCUCACCUUCAACUCCUUCUUCUUCAUCUUCAAACUCCUCUAUUCCCAUCUCACUCCUCAACACAAACCCACAUUCACACCCCUUCCAAAAGCUCACAUACUUAGCCUCAAACUCCAUAGCCAGAGCCCACCAUCUCAAAAAUCCCGAAAAUGCCCCUACCUCUGCCGCCACCCCACUGUACCCUUACAGUGGAGCUUACUCGAUCUCGUUCAGCUUCGGCACACCUCCACAAACCAUGGCUAUGAUCAUGGACACUGGCAGCAGCUUCUCUUGGUUCCCUUGUACGAGAAGAUACACGUGCAAAAAUUGCUCGUUUUUUUCGGAAAACAACAUAUCAUCUUUCAUACCGAAACAAUCUUCCUCGGCCAAGAUCCUCGGCUGCAAGAACCCUAAAUGCGGUUGGGUCCACAGAUCGUUCGAACCGGACUCUAGCUGCAGCAGAGAGUGCCAGGUGGCGAACCAGACGAGCUGCACGCAAAUAUGCCCUCCGUACAUGAUAUUAUACGGUCAAGGCUCGACUGCAGGCGUAGCCAUGUCAGAAAUACUCAACUUGCCGAACGAGAAAAUACACGAUUUUCUCGUGGGCUGCUCGAUUUUCUCGUCCAAUCUGCCAGCUGGCGUAGCCGGUUUCGGCAGGGGAAAUACUUCUCUCCCUAGCCAAUUAGGACUCAAAAGAUUCUCUUACUGCCUCGACACUACCAAAAGCGGCUCGCUUUAUAUGGACGCUUUAUUCGAUUCCGGUGAAAAAACCGCGAAAUUCAGUUACACCCCAUUCUUGAAAAACCCGGUUUUUGGGCCGGAAUAUUACUAUGUCGGCUUACGAAAAAUUACGGUGGGAGGUAAAAAGGUCGAAAUUCCAUACGAAAAUUUGUGCCUGGAUAAGACGAGUGGUGGGGGUGGGACUAUAGUCGAUUCGGGCUCGACUUUUACAUACAUGAACAGGGCGGUUUUUACUGCGGUGGCGGAUGAAUUUACGGUGCAAGUGAAAAAUUACGAAAGGGAAGUUAAUGUGGAGUCUCGAACGGGUUUGAGGCCGUGUUUUGACGUGACGGGAGAAAAGGUAAUUAAAAUGCCGGGUUUGAAGUUUCAUUUUAAGGGAGGGGCAGAGAUGGAAUUGCCGUUAGAAAACUAUUUCUUUGCCGCUAGUGAUGACCGGAAGUUGGUCGUGUGCUUGGCGAUGGUGACGGAUAAUACAUUGCUUGGCUCAGAAGUUAACGGAGGCGGCGGGCCGUCUGUGAUAUUGGGUAAUUUCUUGAUGCAGAAUUUUCAUGUGGAGUUUGAUCUGAGGAAUGAGAGGUUUGGAUUCAGACAAAGGCCUUGCUAG
This is a messenger RNA of Striga asiatica, 1368 nucleotides long. The record is from the annotation of a GenBank genome assembly. Lineage: Eukaryota; Viridiplantae; Streptophyta; Magnoliopsida; Lamiales; Orobanchaceae.